Molecule: messenger RNA, 412 nt
Organism: Prorocentrum cordatum
Lineage: Eukaryota; Dinophyceae; Prorocentrales; Prorocentraceae
Source: the annotation of a GenBank genome assembly
CUGGGAGGCGCCGGGAGGCCUCUCCCUCCCCCACUUCCUCUCCGCCCCCUUCCUGUCUCCUGAUCCCCUGCCCCUCCUUCAGGCCACGAGGACCUGAAGCAGGACGAGCGGGUGAUGCAGCUGUUCGGCCUCAUCAACAGCCUGCUGGAGGGGAGCGUGGAGUCGGCCAAGCACGACCUUUCGAUUGCCCGGUUUGCGGUCGUGCCGCUUUCCGCCGAUUCUGGCCUCAUCGAGUGGGUGCCCCGCUGUGACACUUUGCAUCAGCUGAUCAAGAUGUACCGCAACUCGAGGCACGUAGAGCUCAGCGUGGAGUACCAGCUGAUGCGCUCGAUGUGCGCCCGCUGCGAGGACCUGAACAUCCUUCAGAAGGUGGAGGUCUUCCGGCACGCGAUGCACAGCACGUUGGGGGCGG